CUUACAUUGUUGUGUUCAGAGACAUUUUGCCGUUACGCCAGUUGUCUAAUAUCAAAGAUUCUAUUUUUACAGUUAUGCAUCUGCUGUCGUUGAAACGUUUCAAACGAGAUUCAUUUGUUACGCGCGAAAGUGCUGUGUUAUUGACAUAGUGUUUGAUUUGUUGUUGGAGUAGUGGGUGUGUAUGCCAAGAAGUAAUUAUGACUGUAACAAACUUAGCUUUGAGUAAAGAGGUUGAAAGCAAUAACAUGUUCCUGACGCCGGCUGCGAAGAAAAAAGGAAAAAUCGGCGCUAAAAAGAAACAAGUGCAAAUUGAACCACCUCCACCACCCAAAAAACCUGAGAAGAAAGUACCAGAGGGGAGAAAAUAUGCGCAGAUUGCACCAGAAUCUAUUAAAAUUAAGGGUGAAUGUGUUGGAGUUGAUGACUUGGAUGAUGCCGUAGCAAAAGCUUUGAGUGAAGAAGUUAGCUACAGGCUAAGGGAAAUUAUUUCAAAAAGUACUAUUUACAUGCGUCAGACCAAGAGCACCAAACUAAGCAGAGCCCACUUGAAGAGUGUGUUUGUUGCAAAUGAUUUGGAAUAUAAUUUAGGCCAUCUAACACCACCUUCAUUCAAUUUGCUUGAAGGACCAGAAAUUUUUGUCCAGCUGGAUUCAAUCGAUAAUCUUGAAGAAAUGGUUGAUUCUAAUGAAGAAUUAGAGCAAUUUCAACCAAAAAUAGCAGGUAAAAUUGUACUUCCAGACAAAAGAGUAAAACCUGCUGAUCCAAAUAAGAAAACAGCAAAUGGGACUGGAUCCCUUGAAGGAAAGACUGUUGUUCCAGUUGUUCCAGAUAAACAGUCAAAAUCUACCACAGCAAACAAGAAACAGGAGACAGAGCCAUUGGAAGUUGCCUGUGUGCAGCUCAGCGAUCAUCUUUAUGCUUUGGGAUUACGAAAGGUUGCUAAGACCUGAAUCUUCAGUCACCAUUGUCAGCAUUUGUCACUGAACCAUUUCAAAAUAUUUGAAAGAAAUUUUAGCUCUCUUUAAAGUGCUGUUGCAGCAUAUGCAGAAAGAUAGAGCUUGCAGUUAUUGUGGAGCAUGAUUGAAGAAUUAUUAUGCAGUCACAGAAAAAGAAAAGCAGUAUAUAAACAUAAAAAUUCUGAGAAGAUAAUAUUAUGUAAUUCAUCUACUUCUCCCAGUGUACUUCAUGUUGAAAUAGUCCACAGAUGAACUACUCAGUGUCAGUGCCCUGAACAUUGACAUCAGGCAGUUCACUCGUGAACUAUUUUGACAACGUAAUAUUUCAUUGACAUUUAUAAAUGUUGUGUAAUAUAACAGAACUUACAUUUACAAUUGUGAUCAUGAAGCAAGUGGAUAUCCUUAUGACUUAAAGGACAUACAGGUUACACUGCUGUAAAAUAGAUAAUUAGGUUUUCAGUUUGUCUUCCUAGGUUAAAGUAAUAUCAUGGAUCACGGUGAGAAUGGGUAACAUAGUGUUUGGCCACAUUUAAUGACACUGCUCAUCUUUAUUCUAACUUAGAUGUUUUACUACAAGUCUCAUUACAGUAGUAAUUGUAUUUGCUGCCUAUCAUUCUGUGUUAUAAUAUUUCAAAGACAUCUCUGCAGUUCAUCAUUCUUUAGUAAAAUUGUACUGAAUAUGCAUAUUAAUACAUUUAAAAUGUUGCCAAAUGCAUUAAAGUGGUAUUAAACAUAAAAAUACAAUCUAGUCUGUAAAAAUGCGGGAUUAUUAUUUUUAGUGUAGGGUUAUCUACAUAAUGGACUCAUUCAGUGUGAAAAAUUGUGCUAAAAGAUUUGAUAUUUUGUUAAUUUUAUUUAUUUAUUUAUUUCCCUCUUGUAAAAUGUCAGGAGUUCACUUAGAUAUAACUAGAAUUAACACUUUUCACACCUCAAGUAAGAUAAUUGUGCAGAAGGAAGUAUUUUCACAAAGAAAUAUUUUUAAAAAACUUUAAGAGAUUAUCUUUUACAAAGUGUAACACAGAUUAUGUGUUAUGUUGAAAUAUAAAGAUAAAAGAAUACAGUUGUGUAUGUCCAUG
This is a messenger RNA of Schistocerca nitens (vagrant locust), 2032 nucleotides long. RefSeq lists its product as uncharacterized. Gene Ontology annotation, biological process: transcription initiation at RNA polymerase II promoter; RNA polymerase II preinitiation complex assembly. Lineage: Eukaryota; Metazoa; Arthropoda; Insecta; Orthoptera; Acrididae. The transcript is spliced from 7 exons. The record is from RefSeq and is a predicted model, not a curated record. Gene Ontology annotation, cellular component: SLIK (SAGA-like) complex; transcription factor TFIID complex; SAGA complex. The coding region runs from base 198 to 950 and encodes 250 amino acids. Gene Ontology annotation, molecular function: transcription coactivator activity; protein heterodimerization activity; RNA polymerase II general transcription initiation factor activity.